AUGCCCUACUUCCGCAUAACCCUCCUCCGCUCCGCGAUCGGCCUCCCCGCGAAACGCACGGGAGUGCUACAAGCCCUCGGCCUCCGAAAGCGCAUGGCCACCGUCUACCACCCGGUGACCCAGGACGUGGCGGGCCAGAUCAUGAAGGUCAAGGAGCUGGUCGACGUCGCCGAAGUCGAGUAUCCGCUUACGAGGGGAGAGAUGAAGAAGAUGCGGACGCCGGAUCCGGGGUAUUACGUUGAGAGGAGGGCGGGGGAUGUGAGGGCGGAAUUUGAGGGACGGUGA
Coniosporium apollinis CBS 100218 is the source of this 285-nucleotide messenger RNA. RefSeq lists its product as uncharacterized. The record is from RefSeq and is a predicted model, not a curated record. NCBI's taxonomy places the organism in Eukaryota, Fungi, Ascomycota, Dothideomycetes. Gene Ontology annotation, cellular component: large ribosomal subunit; mitochondrion. The coding region runs from base 1 to 285 and encodes 94 amino acids. Gene Ontology annotation, biological process: translation. The transcript has a single exon. Gene Ontology annotation, molecular function: structural constituent of ribosome.